This is a messenger RNA of Cherax quadricarinatus, 887 nucleotides long. The record is from RefSeq and is a predicted model, not a curated record. Lineage: Eukaryota; Metazoa; Arthropoda; Malacostraca; Decapoda; Parastacidae.
CAGCACUUUGCCCACUGCCCUGCCUUCAUGGCGGCGUCUGUUCUGGACCACAUCGCUGUACCUGCCUUCCUGGAUACGCUGGAGGCCGCUGCCAGAUGCCUGUGUGUGAGAAUGGGUGUGGAGAGCGAGGCCGCUGUAUUGGCCCCAAUGUAUGUCACUGCAGCAGGGGCUACACGGGUCCUUCUUGUGAUGACAAUGACUAUGACUACAGCUACUAUGGCAGCCAAGAUGAUAGCCAUGAUCGAACCAGCGUUGAUGACUGGGACCUGGUGUCCCUCCAAAGACGCUAUCACUGGCGGUCAUAACUCCUAUCUUCAUGCUCCCUCGUAAAAUAAGUGUUGUGUACAUUGAUCGCACAUGUACUAUAAAGGUUGCCCUAUAAUGUUUGUUCUUGUAAUUAUCAGUAGUGUAUGUUGUGAAAUAAGGAUUCUAUAACUACUCAGCUAUUUCCACUCAUAUUUCAAUGUUAUGACACUUAUAAAGAUCUCUCAAAUCCUUACCAGCUGUUAAAAAUUUAUGAACACAGAAUUAUGAAACCUUACCUACAGCAACAUAUUUAAUUUUGAAGUAAAAGAGAUAGUGUAUUUUGUUACUAAAGUAUGAGAGAGAUUUCUUGCAUUGUGAUAACUGCCAGUUUCUAUCUCCCACUUUGCUGUACACUGCUCGAGUGGAUUUAUACUGGGUUAUGAAUGAUGCAGUUAUAAUAAAAUCUAAACACACUAUACUUAAAUAUAUUCUCAUGUGGAAUACUUUAAAAACUACUAUAUUUUCCUAUAUGAAAUGUCUGUAUAUCCUUCAUUAAGUACAUAGACUGUCAUAUGAUAUGCAGUUAAAAAAUAUCUUCCAGUGUUCAGCAGAAUAUAUUAUUUAAUAAAAAACUGAAAACA